AUGAAGAUACCGCGAGAGCGACCAGUUGGUGCUUUACUGAGUGCCUCUGACAAAACUGGGUUGAUAGAAUUUGCUUCCUCUCUCUCACACUUAGGGUUUAAAAUAGUGGCGUCAGGAGGUACUAGUUCAGUUUUGAAAUCGGCCGGAAUUGUGGUUUCAGAAGUAUCUGAUUUAACUUCAGCCCCGGAAAUUCUAGGUGGGAGAGUUAAAACCCUACAUCCUGCAAUUCAUGGAGGAAUUUUAGCUAGAAACAUAGAAAGUGACCGUGCUGAUAUGCAAAUAUUGAAAUUUGAUAUGAUUUCAUUAGUUGUUUGUAACUUAUAUCCUUUCACGAAGACUGUUGCUAAAGUGGAUGUUACAAUUCCUGAAGCAGUUGAAAAUAUUGAUAUAGGUGGAGUCACAUUGCUCCGAGCUGCAGCUAAAAAUCAUGACCGAGUGACUGUCAUUUGUGAUCCUGCUGAUUAUAACAGUGUUAUUUCAGAAAUAUCCGAGUCAAAGGACAAAGACACAUCAUUGCAGACAAGAAAACAGUUGGCCCUUAAAGCCUUCAAUUGCACAGCAGAUUAUGACUCAGCAAUCAGCAAUUAUUUUCGUAAGGAGUUUUCUUCUAAUGUAUCUCAAAUUACCUUGCGAUAUGGCAUGAAUCCUCAUCAGAAACCAGCUCAAAUCUUUACUACUCUUUCUAAACUUCCCUUAGAUGUUGUUAAUGGCUCUCCAGGUUUUAUUAAUCUUUGUGAUGCAUUAAAUGGAUGGCAGUUGGUAAAAGAGCUCUCUUCUGCUCUUGGUUUGCCUGCUGCAACAUCAUUCAAACAUGUUAGUCCGGCUGGUGCAUCAGUUAGUACACCUCUGACCCGCGAACAGGCUCGGUUAUGUAUGGUUGAAGAUUUAUUUGAGAAAUUGACUCCCCUUGCUAUUGCAUAUGCUAGGGCUCGUGGAGCUGAUAGAAUGUCUUCAUUCGGUGACUUCAUAGCAUUAUCUGAGCCUUGUGAUGAAAUCACUGCCAAAAUAAUUUCAAGAGAGGUUUCUGAUGGUAUAAUUGCUCCUGGAUAUUCAGAAGCAGCAUUGGCCCUCUUAAAGAAAAAAAAAGGUGGAAAUUAUUGCAUACUGCAGAUAGACCCAGCAUAUAUUCCUAGUAAAAUGGAAAGGAAAACAAUUUUUGGCCUAACGUUAGAGCAGUGUAGAAAUGAUGCUGUGAUUGAUAAAAAUUUAUUUAACAAUAUAGUAUCAAGUAAUAAAGAGCUUCCUGAAAGUGCUGUACGUGAUCUUGUGGUAGCAACAAUAGCUCUGAAGUAUACGCAAAGUAAUUCAGUAGCUUAUGCACGUGAUGGGCAAAUAAUUGGAAUUGGAGCAGGUCAACAGAGCAGGAUCCACUGCACAAGACUGGCUGGUGACAAAGCAGAUAAUUGGUGGCUGAGACAACACCCUCGUGUCAUUGGAAUGAAAUUUAAGAAGGGCGUUACAAGAGCUGAAAUAUCAAAUGCUAUUGAUAACUAUGUUAAUGGUUCUUUAGGUAAAGAUAUGGAUUUGAAAACAUGGGAAUCGAAAUAUGAAGAAAUACCAGCUCUUUUGACUGAUGAAGACAAACAGGAAUGGCUCUCUAAACUCAGUGGUGUCAGCUUGUCCUCAGAUGCAUUUUUCCCGUUCAGUGAUAACAUAAAUAGAGCACAUAUGAGUGGUGUUAGCUACAUAGGCAGUCCUUCUGGUUCAACAAAUGAUGCAGAGGUAAUUGAAGCCUGUAACAAGCACAAUAUUGUAUUAGCACACACAAACCUUCGUUUAUUCCAUCACUAAUUCAGAUUUAUUAUUUUUACUUCUUAAUUCAAGUUGCCAUCUAUUAUUGAUUUAUGUUGAUUGAAGCCAAACUGAUGUGCCAAUAUUCUUAAAUUAAAAAUUAAAUUUCUAAAAAUUGAUUACUUUAUCAAUUGGAGUAAAGAUAUAAAACUGUUUGAAAAUUCUAUGUUAGUUUAAAGAUAAAAGAAAUUAUUUGAUGUUAAUAUUUGAAUAUUUAAAUUAUCGUGAUUAAAAUCAAAUUAAAGGAAUAUAUAUUGUUAUCACCUUACAAAAUUAUAUUGUUGAAAAUAUGUUAUUAGCUAUUUUCAUUAGUUUAUAAAUUUUCUGAUUUUAUUGUUUCUUAUUAUAUAUUGAUAUUUUUGUAAUUGAAAAAAAAAAUAAUACAGUUAAUAUUAAAACUGAAAAAACUGAAAAAUCAUGACAGCUGGAAAAUUGAUGAUAUUUAAAAAAAAA
This is a messenger RNA of Nezara viridula (southern green stink bug), 2244 nucleotides long. NCBI's taxonomy places the organism in Eukaryota, Metazoa, Arthropoda, Insecta, Hemiptera, Pentatomidae. The record is from the annotation of a GenBank genome assembly.